GCUUAGCCUUAGGCCUACUCAUCAAACAACGUCGGCAAGAAUCCUAUUCCUGCACCAUGCCUCGCAUUAGCAAGCCACUCGUUCUGGUAAAUCCUGAUGUAGAUCUAGAGAAUCUAGAUCUUUCAGUAAUAGAGGGACCCAAGAAAGAGACAUCUUCAACUUCCAAGAGAAAAAUGACACCUCAAGAACCAGAGAAAACUACCAUUGAAACAGAUGAUCUAACAAAGGUCAAACAACUAUCAGAAGAUGAAGGAGCACAGCCUUCAAACAAAAAGAAAAAGACAUCAGCUACAGCUAAUUGUUCCGGUUCAGGUAAAAGGGUAGGAAGUAAAAUGAGUAAAAAGACAAUGGUGUGCAUUGAGGGUUGCAGGCAAGGUAAAAACAGUGGCUGUCCUCUCAAGUCAAAAGGCAGAGGUUUAUCUAAAGAUAAUUUCUCCUGUGUUGAAGUUCAUGACCUGUUAAGGAAAAUGGGCCUAGAUGAACCAGAAAAGUGCAGCCUGUGUGUCAAGUCAGCAAUUCAGAAAAAAAUUAUUAAAGUCAAAGGAGAUCCAUCUGACUUGAACAUGGUAGUAGCAGUUGGUACUUGUGAACAAAGCUGUGAGGAGUGCUCACAUGAAUUGAAAGCAACACUUGGUGACUUACUCAAGCAACCUGAUGAAGCUGGUUGUGAUUAUGAGGAUGGUCUUCAGAACGCAACAGUCAAAUGUAAGGAACCAGGUUGUCCAGGAAGAGCUUAUGUCACUGAAAUCUGUAGUGGAAAAAAUACUUUUGAUUCAGGAAAGUUUCAUAACCACUGUUCAGAAUGCCCAGGGUUUGGCCAGUGUAUUAAUGAUUAUCGUAAUACACAUUGCUUUGAUUGUGGCAAACACUACUUUGGUGGAUCUUUAGGUAGUUUUAAUUGUGGCUGUACUAAAACUAAAAGGCAUGGUAAAAACAAUUGUAAUCCAAUGUAAGCACUUAACCAUACUAUUAUACAUUUUUUUGCAGACAAGCACUCAAAAUCUGGCUUAUUUUAAAGAGGAAUAAUUUUUUCUUAAGUAAUGGUAACCAUAAACAAUGUCAAAAUUUUGAGCAUUUUGUACAACCAUCCAGCUUCAAUCGGGCAUAAAAGAGAUCCUUUUUACACCCCCCCCCCCUCUUGUGGUGUUGCCUGAACCAGCUUUUCAUGUAAUGCUAUUAUUACUUUGGAAGUUUCUUUCUUAUUUUUCCAUAAUUACAGAAUUUCUAGUAACUAACAGAAUUUCUUGUAUUUCUUCCCACAAAUCAGUAUUUUGUGUACAGUAAUUUUGUUCCAAUAAUUUAAAAAUAACAUAAUAAUUUAAUGACUAUGCACAUGUAAUUUAUAUUUGUACCAUUCUACAACACAUUUUUCCUGAGUUUCAAAUUCAAUUAAAAAUUAAACUUAAUUUUUAAAAGAUAAAAAUUAAGACUUAAAUUACUGUUUUUUCCAGAAAAGAAUAUUUAAAAAAAAAAAUUGACUGUGAUGAUGUGCAAAUUCUUGGUUAUUUAAGUUGGUAUGCAAUUAUACUUUUAAUACUUUUAUGUAGUUUUAAAAAUGUAAAUAUAGUUGAUUUUUUAAAAGUUUAAAAGUUA
Molecule: messenger RNA, 1593 nt
Organism: Physella acuta
Lineage: Eukaryota; Metazoa; Mollusca; Gastropoda; Physidae
Source: RefSeq, a predicted model, not a curated record